AUGGACUUCGAGCGAGAGCUGACCAAAUUGGGCCUAUGGAGAAAGCUGAUGCCAAGGGAUGGCAAAUGUCUCUUGAAUGCUAUCGUGGAUCAGCUGUGUGGAUUUUCUGCCAGCGCAGAAUACGUGGAUAAAUUGUGUGAAUCCUGCUGUUCGCGUAGAGUCAAGACAAAUGCUGCUUAUGCACUGGACUCAAUCAAAACAGCCAAGGUACGGUCUUUCAAUUCUGUGAUCGCUUGA
Molecule: messenger RNA, 237 nt
Organism: Opisthorchis viverrini
Lineage: Eukaryota; Metazoa; Platyhelminthes; Trematoda; Opisthorchiida; Opisthorchiidae
Exons: 2
Coding region: 1-237 (78 amino acids)
Source: RefSeq, a predicted model, not a curated record